GAAAGAGAGAGAGAGAAAGAGAGAUCAGUCCUCGGAGCAAUUAAUUAGCGCAGAGACGUAACACUCGAGUUGGGAAGAGGGCGAAAGUGAUUCGCCCGGAAAGAUCGAGCGUUCUCGCGCAAACAAACCGUGGAGCCAUUAUCGGGAUCCUUCACGAAUUUACUGGCCCUUUCGUAGCUACAGAUGUCGGAGGGGAGAGCUUGUACAUCAAUCUGUUCACGACCGGUAUAACUCGGUUUAUUCACGUGCCACGAUCACUCUGACCAUUCGAAAUCCCUACCCGGCCCACUACUUAGAAGAGGACAGAGAAUGAAAGACAAAGAGAAUAAGAAAAAGAGAAUAAGAUUUGUAGAAAUUCUUGGAGAAAGGGAAGUGCAAAGCAUCUAUGUAUAUAAGCAACCCCUUUCAGUCCAGCCCUCGAGAUCCGUAAGCCCCUUUCAGAACAAAACGAACGUGCUCGAUUUAAUGCGGACAGUAGGCUCUGUAGGUGUUGUUCUUCGUCCAAGAUUGUCCAAACAAUCCACGCAGAUUUGUUGGAAACGAGACCAGAGGGGGCGAACAAUCCCGAAUAAUGCCGGUGUCUACUAACGAAGUAAUUUUAGCCGAGCGCGUAUGCGUAUGAUCGAAGAAGAAGAAGAAGAAGAA
Molecule: messenger RNA, 645 nt
Organism: Heterotrigona itama
Lineage: Eukaryota; Metazoa; Arthropoda; Insecta; Hymenoptera; Apidae
Source: the annotation of a GenBank genome assembly